Molecule: messenger RNA, 6789 nt
Organism: Lathyrus sativus (Indian pea)
Lineage: Eukaryota; Viridiplantae; Streptophyta; Magnoliopsida; Fabales; Fabaceae
Source: the annotation of a GenBank genome assembly
AUGCUCCGACGUCCUGCUGAGGUUCUCGGGCAAGUCCAUGUUGCUACACGAGUACGACCUGUGGAUGCCUUGUGGGCUGUGGCUUAUGGAGGCCCAUUGUCUUUGCUUCCCUUAGCCGUAAGCAAUAUACAAGAGGAUACUCUUGAACCACAUCAAGGGAAUUUUUCUGUGUCAGUAGCAACUACAUCUCUUGCUGCUCCGAUAUUCCGAAUUAUAUCCACGGCUAUUCAAUAUUCAAGGAACAGUGAGGAGUUGAGUCGUUGCAGAGGGCCUGCAGUUCUUUCAAAGAUUCUAAAUUAUCUUCUCCAAACCCUAUCUUCACUUGGUAUUGGAAGAGAUGACGGUGUAGGUGAUGAAGAACUUGUUGCAGCAGUUGUUUCACUUUGUCUAUCUCAGAAGAUCAACCACACACUGAAAGUGCAGCUCUUCACCACACUGCUGCUUGAUAUAAAAAUUUGGAGUUUAUGUAAUUACGGAAUACAGAAGAAGCUUCUAUCAUCACUCGCAGACAUGGUUUUCACCGAAUCUGCAGUGAUGAGAGAUGCCAAUGCCAUUCAAAUACUUCUUGAUAGCUGCAGAAGAUGCUACUGGACUGUUCCUGAAAAGGAUUCAGUAGCUGGAGCAACAAGGCCAGUGGGUGAAGUCAAUGCUUUGGUUGAUGAGCUGUUGGUGGUGAUUGAGCUUCUAAUAGUAGCAGCAUCUCCUUCAUUGGUCUCUGAUGAUGUCCGAUGUUUACUUGGGUUCUUGGUUGACUGUCCACAACCUGGUCAGAUUUCUAGGGUACUGCAUCUCUUCUACAGGUUGGUUGUUCAUCCAAACACAUCUAAAGCUCACACAUUUGUAGAAGUAUUCCUAGCAUGUGGCGGGAUAGAAACUCUUCUCGUUCUUCUCCAAAGAGAGGCUAAAGCAGGAGAAAUUGUUGUCCAGGAAUCAGUUUCAAAAUUUUCUGGACUUCAAAAAAAUGAAACUGAUGCUAGCUUUGAGAUCAUGAAAACAUGCCAGGAUGAUGAAGGGUCAGAUUUAAAAAGUGAAUCUAUUGUACAAGACAAUGAUCAAGGUUCUGAAUCUGUUGAUAGUGGCAGCAACUUUGAUCUCGGUUCUCCUGAUCUGAAUAUUGAAAGAACGACGUCCAACUCUGAAAUUCCCCAUAUUAGAAAUUUGGGAGGCAUUAGUCUUUCAAUCAGCGCUGACAGUGCUAGAAAAAAUGUUUAUAAUUUUGAUAAUAGUGAUGGCAUAGUUGUUGGGAUCAUUGGUCUCUUAGGUGCUUUAGUAGUUUCUGGGCAUUUGAAGUUUGGCUCUCAUGCUGUUCCUGAAGCAACAAGCAACCUUAUGGGUGUUGGAUUGAAUGACGGAGGUGGUACAAUGUUUGAUGAUAAGGUUUCUCUUCUUCUUUUUUCCUUACAGAAGGCUUUCCAAGCUGCACCCAACAGGCUAAUGACUGACAAUGUUUAUACGGCUUUAUUGUCUGCUUCGAUAAAUGCUUCUUCAAGAGAGAAUGGGAUGAACCUCCAUGAUUCAGGUCAUCGCUUUGAGCAUUUGCAACUUUUAUUGGUGCUUUUGCGUUCCCUUCCAUUUGCGCCUAGGCCUCUUCAGAGUAGAGCAUUACAGGAUCUUCUAUUUUUGACUUGCAGUCAUCCAGAAAACAGAGGCAGGCUAACAAAUAUGGAAGAAUGGCCUGAAUGGAUUCUUGAGAUUAUGAUUUCAAACUAUGAGUUGGGUCCAAGCAAACCAUCUGACAUGACAAGCCUAGGAGACAUAGAGGACCUUUUACAUAACUUCCUUAUCAAGGUUCUAGAGCAUUCAAUGCGUCAAAAGGAUGGAUGGAAGGAUAUUGAAGCAACGAUUCAUUGUGCAGACUGGCUCUCGAUUAUUGGUGGAUCUAGCACAGGAGAACAGCGAAUUAGACGUGAAGAAUCAUUACCUAUAUUUAAGAGAAGACUCUUAGGCGGCUUGAUGGACUUUGCGGCCAGAGAGUUGCAGGCCCAGACCCAAGUUAUUGCUGUGGCAGCUGCUGGUGUUGCAGCCGAGGGUUUGUCUGCAGACGAUGCUAAGGAAGAGGCAGAGAAUGCUGCUCAACUGUCUGUGGCCUUAGUAGAAAAUGCUAUUGUGAUACUUAUGCUUGUUGAGGAUCAUUUACGGUUCCAGGGCAAACAAUCCUCUUCUUUGCGUCCUGCAGAUGGCUCUCCAUCUCCUCUUUCUCUUUUUUAUCCAGUCAAUAAUAACUCAACAACAAUAAUCAGAGAAUCUACAGAAGCUAUGGGUGAUCGUACAUCAUCUAGAAAUUCUGGGGGCACCUCAUCUAGAAAUUCUGGGGGAAUCUCUCUCGAUGUUCUUUCUUCAAUGGCUGAUGCAUAUGGUCAGAUCUCUCAUUCAGUUAUGGAAAGGCUUGCUGCAGCUGCUGCAGCCGAGCCAUAUGAGUCUGUUUCUUGUGCUUUUGUAUCAUAUGGGUCUUGUGCUAAGGAUUUAGCUAAUGGAUGGAAAUAUAGGAGCCGUUUGUGGUAUGGUGUUGGCCUUCCUUCAAAUAUAGCUUCAUUUGGUGGUGGUGGGAGUGGAUGGAAUAUUUGGAAGUCUUCUUUGGAGAAAGAUGCCAGUGGCAACUGGAUUGAGCUUUCUUUGGUGAAGAAGUCUGUGGCAAUGCUCCAAUCAUUUUUGCUAGAUGAUUCUGGGCUUGGUGGGGGUCUUGGUAUAGGUAGAGGAUCAGGUACCGGAAUGGGUGCAAUGGGUGCUUUAUACCAGCUAUUAGACAGUGACCAACCAUUCUUGUGCAUGCUUCGGAUGGUUCUUCUAUCAAUGAGGGAAGAGGAUGGUGAGGAAAAAAAUAUGCUGAUCGGGACUAUGAAUACUGAGGAUGCGAUAUCUGAAGGAGAGAAACCAUGCUCGGUACUUUUGUGGAGUGUUCUAUCACCUGUUCUUAACAUGCCAGUUUCUGAUUCUAAGAGACAACGGGUCUUGGCAGCAUCAUGCGUGCUGUACUCUGAGGUAUACCAUGCGGUUAGCAUAGACCAAAAGCCUCUUCGUAAAAAGUACCUUGAGGCUAUUUUACCACCAUUUGCUGCUGUCUUAAGAAAGUGGCGACCCGUUUUGGCGGGAAUUCACGAACUUGCAACAGCUGAUGGUUUCAACCCUCUUAAUGUGGAUGAUAAUGUACUCGCAGCUGACACCCAGCCAGUUGAGGCUGCUCUUGCUAUGAUAUCUCCUGCAUGGGCUGCUGCUUUUGCAUCUCCACCUGCUUCUAUGGCAUUGGCUAUGAUUGCAGCUGGUACUUCGAGUGGUGAAAGUAACGCACCUUCAACAAGUGCCCAGCUUAGGCGUGAUACCUCAUUAAUGGAACGCAAACAGGCUAGGCUUCAUACAUUUUCAAGCUUUCAAAAACCUUUAGAAGUCCCUAAUAAAACACCACCCCUACCAAAAAACAAAGCUGCAACAAAAGCAGCGUCAUUUGCAGCUGCUCGUGAUCGACAACGAUUUUCAAGGAUUGGUUCUGGAAGAGGCCUUAGCGCUGUUGCAAUGGCUACAUCUGCACAGAGAAGGAAUGAGAGUGAUAUGGAGCGAGUUAAGAGGUGGACUGUUACUGAAGCAAUGGAAGUUGCAUGGACAGAGUGUUUGCAGCCAUUUGAUACAAAGUCGGUAUAUGAGAAAGAUUUUAAUGCACUUUCUUAUAAAUUUAUUGCUGUUCUUGUUGCCAGUUUUGCCUCAGCAAGGAAUAUACAACGGUCCGAGGUUGACAGGCGUGCUCAUGUAGAUUUAUUAACUCGGCGUCGAAUCAGUGCUGGAAUUCGUGCAUGGUGCAAACUUAUUCACCAGUUAAUUGAGAUGAGAAGUCUUUUUGGGCCUUUUGCAGAUCACUUAUACAGCCCGCUCCGUGUUUUCUGGAAGCUAGACUUUAUGGAAAGUUCUUCUCGGAUGAGAAGAUAUAUGAAGAGGAAUUACCAAGGAUCUGAUCAUUUAGGUUGUGCAGCUAACUAUGAGGAUUAUUCAAGCGAUACAAAUUAUCAGAGGACUCCAGUUUUGUCUGCAGAAGCAAUCUCAAUAGAGGCUAUAAAUAAAGACGAAGAACAGGUGGAAACUGAAAAUAUGGAUACUAAGUUCAAUAAUAUUGCAGAGAAUCAGCCUAAAAUUUCUGAAUCCGCAGAAGAGAUGGUACAAAUAUCUUUAGAACCCAAUGCUACUCAGCUUCAAAGUCAAAAAGGUGUUAUUCAGAGUUCUUCAGCCUUUUCAUCUGGGCGUGUUCCGAGUGAGCGCGAUGAAAGAAUUGUUCUCGAGCUACCAUCAUCAAUGGUCCAGCCACUUCGGGUUUUACAGGGAACUUUCCAAGUAACCAGUAGGAGGAUAAAUUUUAUAGUUGAUAACAAUGAGACUAGCCCUCCUGUGGAUGGUUUGAAUUUCAAUUCGGCAUUUGGGGACCAAGGAAAGGAUCGCAGCUGGUUGAUGUCUUCUCUUCAUCAAGUUUAUAGUCGAAGAUAUCUUCUUAGAAGAAGUGCAUUGGAGCUAUUUAUGGUGGAUCGUUUGAACUUCUUCUUUGACUUUGGGAGUAGUGAAGGGCGGAGAAAUGCAUAUCGAGCAAUUGUUCAUGCACGACCUCCUAAUUUAAACAAUAUAUAUUUAGCAACACAGAAGCCUGAACAACUUUUAAAAAGAACUCAGCUUAUGGAGCGGUGGGCUAGAUGGGAGAUCAGUAAUUUUGAGUAUUUAAUGCAACUCAAUACACUGGCUGGGCGUAGUUAUAAUGAUAUAACACAGUAUCCAGUUUUCCCCUGGAUUCUUUCUGAUUACAGUUCAGAGAGCUUGGAUCUUUCUAACCCUUCUUCUUACCGGGAUCUUUCAAAGCCGGUUGGUGCACUAAGCCCAGAUCGCCUGAAAAAGUUUCAAGAGAGAUACACUAGCUUUGACGAUCCUGUCAUCCCCAAAUUCCAUUAUGGGUCACACUACUCAAGUGCAGGAACAGUUUUGUAUUAUCUUGUUAGGGUUGAGCCAUUCACUACCCUAUCAAUCAAACUACAAGGUGGAAAAUUUGAUCAUGCAGAUCGGAUGUUUUCUGACAUUUCUGCUACUUGGAAUGGAGUUCUUGAAGACAUGAGUGAUGUUAAGGAAUUGGUUCCAGAGUUAUUUUACCUCCCUGAGGUCCUCACAAAUGAAAAUUCAAUUGAUUUUGGGACAACACAGUUGGGAGAAAAGCUUGAUACUGUGAAACUUCCUGCUUGGGCUGAGAAUCCAGUUGAUUUUGUGCAUAAGCAUAGGAUGGCUCUGGAAAGUGAGUAUGUGUCUGCUCAUUUGCAUGAGUGGAUUGACCUCAUAUUUGGAUAUAAGCAACAAGGCAAAGAAGCUAUUGCAGCAAAUAAUGUUUUCUUUUAUAUUACUUAUGAAGGGACAGUGGAUAUUGAUAAAAUUUCAGAGCCGGCACAACAGCGGGCUACACAAGAUCAGAUUGCUUAUUUUGGACAAACACCUUCUCAACUUCUGAAAGUUCCUCAUCUAAAGAAGAUGCCUAUAACUGAAGUUCUGCAUUUGCAGACAAUAUUCCGCAACCCAAAAGUAGUCCAACCAUAUGCUGUUCCAUCUCCUGAAAACUGCAAUCUACCUGCGGCUGCCAUUCAAGCGUCUUCAGAUGUGAUAGUGGUUGUUGAUUGGAGUGCACCAGCAGCUCAUGUUGCAAAACACAAGUGGCAACCUAAUACACCUGAUGGCUGUGGUACUCCAUUCCUCUUUCAACAUGGAAAAGCUACAUCUGGCUCUGGCGGCAGAACACUAAGGCGUAUGUUCAAAGGGCCUUCAGGGUCUGGUGAAGAGUGGCAAUAUCCUCAAGCAUUGGCAUUUGGUGUUUCCGGAAUUAGAAGCCAAGCAAUCAUCUCAAUAACUUGUGACCAAGAUAUUAUUACUGGUGGGCAUGCCGAUAAUAGUAUUAGGGUGAUAUCUUCUGAUGGAGCCAAAACCUUGGAAACAGCCAAUGCGCACUGUGCUCCAGUAACUUGCCUUGGCCUUUCAUCCGAUAGUAACUACCUGGUGUCAGGAUCCCGAGAUACAACAAUGUUACUAUGGAGAAUACAUAAAGCACUUGCAUCUCACUCAAGUGUCAUAUCUGAAUCUCCGUCAUCCAGCAGUAACUCUUCUCCUCAUUUUAUAGAAAAGAAUCGUAGACGUCGUAUUGAGGGUCCAUUACAGGUACUUCAAGGGCACCAAAGUGAAAUACUCAGUUGUUGUGUCAGCUCAGAUCUUGGAAUAGUGGUUUCUUGCUCCGACACAUCAGAUGUUCUCGUGCACUCUAUAAGAACGGGACGUUUAGUUCGAAGGCUGGAUGGUGUGGUAGCCCAUACUGUUUGCCUUUCCUCUGAAGGGGUUAUCAUGACCUGGAAUGAAUUGCAGCGUGCUCUCAGUACCUUUACUCUUAAUGGUGUUCUAAUUACUAAAACAAAAUUAUCUUUCUCUACCAGCAUUAGUUGCAUGGAAAUUUCUCAUGAUGGGAGGAAUGCUUUGAUUGGAAUUAAUGGUGGGGCCGAUGGUGGGAAUUUGCAGUCAAGUAAGUCAACUGCUGUUGAUUUUCAUUCAGAACAAGAUACUCAGGAAAGCAACAGCAUAAAUGUUCCAACACCAGCAGUUUGCUUCCUGGAUUUGCACACUCUGGAGGUUUUCCAUGUAUUGAGACUGAAAGAAGGACAAGAUAUUACAGCUCUUGCUCUAAAUAAGGAUAAUACAAAUCUUUUGGUUUCAACAUCAGAUAAAAAAUUGAUUAUCUUCACUGAUCCAGCUUUAAGCUUGAAAGUGGUGGAUCAAAUGCUCAAACUUGGUUGGUAA